Molecule: messenger RNA, 1113 nt
Organism: Tetrahymena thermophila SB210
Lineage: Eukaryota; Ciliophora; Oligohymenophorea; Hymenostomatida; Tetrahymenidae
Product: fatty acid hydroxylase, putative
Exons: 3
Biological process (GO): lipid biosynthetic process; fatty acid metabolic process
Cellular component (GO): endoplasmic reticulum; membrane
Molecular function (GO): iron ion binding; heme binding; fatty acid 2-hydroxylase activity
Source: RefSeq, a predicted model, not a curated record
AUGGCCACUAAAAGAAUUAUUAACCAAACUUAAGAGCAUUAUGAAAUUUAAAAUUUCUAAAAUGUCGAUGAAAUGGAAAAGCAUUUGCAAAAGCCUACUGAUAGAGUUUUAUGUUCUUACUAGCAUGGAGUCUACGAUGUUACAGACUUUUUACCUGACCAUCCAGGUGGUAAAGAUCUUAUAGAGAAAUACAAAGGCAAAGACAUUACAGUUAUAUUCAAGGAUGAAAAUAGUCAUCCUCACUCAUAAAACGCAAAGAGAAUUUUAGCCCAAUACAAAACUGGACAAGUUGCUGGAGACAAUAAAGAAAGUAUGAGGGAAGGUGAAGAAAGACCUUACCCUUUAAGAGUAGGAAAAAUCCUUUACUUUGAUGAUUUCUAAAUCGAUCUAGCCAAAGGUUAUUUCUAUCAAAUUUGGAAACUUUCCUACAAAUAAUACUUAGAAGUUAUUGAUAAUCCCGUCACUAUUCCUUUCUAUGUUCCUUUGUUUGAUAGCAAAUUCCUCGAUAUGUUCUCCAGAAAUAAAUGGUACACAAUCCUCGCUAUUUGGGUUCCUAUUGCCAUUUACCACUUUUACUUAGGUCUUACUUUUGAUUAUGAUGUCAAUUCUAUUGUUGAUGAUUACAUUAAACUUUCAAGUGCUUCUUUCUCUUUGUUUGCUGUCUUCGCUAUUUUGGCAUUUGCUGUCUUCACUUGGUCUUUGGCUGAAUACUCUCUUCAUAGAUUCUUGUUCCACAUGGAAAAAUGGAUGCCUGACUAAGCCUUAUACAGAUAUCUUGCAUUUAUUAUCCACGGUGUUCAUCAUGCUCUUCCUAUGGAUGGAGAAAGAUUAGUAUUCCCUCCUUCUUUAGGUGCUAUGAUGUACUAUGUCCUGACCACUGUUAUUUAUACCUUCUUACCUGGUAAUGCUGGAAGAAUUUUUGUCACUGGUUUUAUUGCUGGUUAUCUUUAUUAUGAUAUGAUGCAUUAUUAUUUACAUCACUGCAAUCCUAGUAUCGAAUACUUUAAAAAUUUAAAAUCAAAUCACAACAAGCAUCACUAUGUCAGUGAUGCCAAAGGUUUUGGUAUUACUAAUAAAAUUUGGGAUUAUCUCUUCGACACUAAAUUCAAUUGA